This is a messenger RNA of Penicillium salamii, 1473 nucleotides long. NCBI's taxonomy places the organism in Eukaryota, Fungi, Ascomycota, Eurotiomycetes, Eurotiales, Aspergillaceae. The record is from the annotation of a GenBank genome assembly.
AUGCCUGACAUCACAUCUUUGCCUAGCCAUCCUGUGGAUGCUGACCCAACAAAAGAGGCAAUUCCUUCUCAUCCGUUAGGAGUCAAGCCAAGCGGGAACGCUUUGUUAGCCACUUGGAGUCUUCGCAACGCCACCGGCACUUUUCAACAUCUUCCAGAUGAACUAAUCCUGGUCUUGUUGGAAUCUUUGGACGGACCAAGUCUGUUGAGAUUUGGACGAACAUGCAAGGCUUUCUAUGCUUUCACUCGUGCCGAGGAAUUGUGGAAGACGUUAUUUGUGCGGAACCCCAGAGAGGACUUUACAUGGCGAGGGACAUGGCGUUCGACUUAUUUGAAUAUUCCUGCCUCGAAAGUGCCGGUGGUUGAUUGCUCCCAGCUGUUCUCGGACUCUCUCUACCGACCUUUUAACUGCGCACACAUCUCCCUGGACCCUUAUGUUUCCAAGAUUCCUGCUCGAAACCAGAUCACACGACUCCCGGACUUAUCACCCGAGGAGUUUCAAGCAAAGUGGACAGAUAAACCAUUUAUUUUGACCGAGCCUGUCAAGGAAUGGCCAGCAUACAAGAAUUGGUCAGUCGGUUCAUUACUCGCACGAUACGGUCCAACCAAGUUCCGCGCGGAAGCCGUAGAUUGGGCCAUGCGCACGUACGGCGACUACAUGGCGGACAAUUCCGACGAGAGCCCGCUCUACUUGUUCGACCGUUCCUUUGUUUCAAAAAUGGGACUAUCCGUUGGAUCUCCCGACACGACACCAGAUGCAUCAUAUUGGCCACCAUCCUGCUUCGCCGAAGAUUUCUUCUCCGUGCUUGGUGAGGAUCGCCCAGACCACCAGUGGCUGAUUAUCGGACCUGAGAGGUCUGGUAGUAAAUUCCACAAAGACCCCAAUGCGACCAGUGCCUGGAACGCUGUGCUACGGGGCCCCAAAUAUUGGAUCAUGUUCCCUUCUAGCACAAAACAGCCCCCUCCUCCGGGUGUUUUUGUAUCGGACGACCAAAGCGAAGUGACAUCCCCGCUCAGCAUUGCCGAAUGGCUGCUUGGAUUCCAUGCCGAGGCGCGGAGAACCGCUGGUUGUGUCGAAGGAGUCUGUGGCGAGGGUGAGAUUCUACAUGUCCCCUCUGGUUGGUGGCAUUUGGUAGUCAAUCUGGAGCCCUCUAUCGCCAUCACACAGAACUUCAUCCCCCGGGGCCACUUGGGCGCUGCAUUAGACUUUUUGUCCAACAAACCUGAUCAAGUAUCUGGGUUCAGGAAGAAUGUGGUCAAUCCGCUUGACAGAUUCAUGACCGGCAUGCGGGAAUCCUACCCCGACUUGUUGGAACAGGCCUGGCAGGAGCUACAGCAGAAAAACGAAGGCAAGAAGCGCAAAUGGGAGGACAUUGUCCACGGAGCCACAGAUGAUGCACCCGAUGGACAAGAGACUACAGGUGGGUUCAGCUUUGGGUUUGGAGAUGACGGGAGUGACGUCGAAGUCCCUUGA